This is a messenger RNA of Cutaneotrichosporon cavernicola, 2361 nucleotides long. RefSeq lists its product as uncharacterized. The coding region runs from base 1 to 2361 and encodes 786 amino acids. The transcript is spliced from 2 exons. NCBI's taxonomy places the organism in Eukaryota, Fungi, Basidiomycota, Tremellomycetes, Trichosporonales, Trichosporonaceae. The record is from RefSeq and is a predicted model, not a curated record.
AUGGCGAGACGGAACCGCCGUCGCAACGGCGGCGUCAGCGCGCAGCGCGCGCCCAUGAGCCUGCGUCUCCUGACGACGCGCUAUGGCCCCUCAAAAAGGCCGUUGAACCUCAAUGCUUCGUCGCGCCAACACCGUCGUGAGAACUGGGGCGACUGUGUUGCAGGGAACGAGCACCGCGACUUGGACACGCUCGUGAACGCGCUCAAGACCUGGUUCCCCUCCCUGGACAACGCGUUUUCGGACAGCGAGUGGGAAGAUGUAGAGAGUCCGCGCAGUAAGCGUGCGAGCCUUGACCAGAGUUCCAGCAAGGGCAAGGGAAAGGCACGAGUGAGGGAAGAUGACGAUGAGGAGCGGCGUCCCUCCACCUCUUCGCUCCAGUCCGUGCUCGAGGAAGAUGAGAGCGAGACCUCGGGUGUAGAUGCCGAUGUUUCGGCCGAGGGCUCGUCGCACCUCAACUCGACGUCGACCCUCACUUCAUCUAGCCGCGACACCACCUUGCUGGAGCGGUACGCGCGCGGCGCACCGGCGCGGCAGAUGCUGCCGUUCUCGCGCAACGAUCACGGCGGGCGGUCUCCCGGCGCAUCGUACAUCACUCCGCGCUCAUAUCUGACUCUGAGCCUCAGCGAGGAGAGCUCACGCACAGCUCGACCUAGCUUCAGCACCCACCGCUCGCCUGGCGCGUCGUACGCGACCCCGCGCUCCGCACUCCCGAGCUUCAGCACCGACCAGACUGCGGCACGCCCGAGCUUCAGCUCCCAGCUUACGGAAAGGAUGGAGAAGCCCAGUCCGGAACGUCCUAGCUUUUCGACAGAGCGCUCACUCUCACCCUUACCCUACACGCCCGAGCGCCAUAUGAGUCUUUCAAUGGAGCACUCCAUCGAGUUCACACCCAUUGCGCGGCCCCUGAACCUCUCCCCCUCCAUCUCACGCUCCCUCGCGCCAUCGCCGUACUCCGACUACGCUGACGUGCCGAAUCUCUCGACCCGGCGCUCUCUACACACGGCAGCGAGCUUCAGUACACAGCGCAGUGCAGCAUCGGUGGCCAACGCAAGCAUGGGCCUUGCGCUCCGGUUACAGCAAGUCAGUGCCUUGCCGACACUCACUGCACUGUCAUCGUUCUCGUCCUCUGGGCUCCGGGGGUCUACUACACCAAGCACACUCUCUUCUCCCACCAGUCCCCCCAUCACACCCCCGCGAGGUCGCACGGCCGGCAAUGCCUCACGCCCGUACACGCCUGACACUCCCGGUACGCCCAACACGUCGAGCCGAUGCACACCAGGCGGCACAUCCACGUUCGAGUCCUCGUUCCCGUUUCCCACAGACACGUCGGCCGCCACGCCCUCGUCACUCCUCCCGUCGAUGCCUUCACACAUGGUGCUGAGCCCGUCGCGCAGCCUCAGCAGCUUUGCUACCACCAGCCCGCGACACAGCCUGCCGUCCAAGAUGCUCUUGCAUGACGUCGACACGCAGAGCUUGUCCUAUUCAGGCUCGCUUCUUUCGCUUCCAUCAGUGCCGUCCAUGACGGGAUUGGGCCCGUUCCUGAAUGACCUGGACGUCAUCUCACUCGGUGGAGGCACGCACGAGGGGACGUACGACAGCCACACCGACACCAUCCCAGCGAUCAGAGUGAAGGAGAAUGGUGCCUGGGCGAAGGAAGCCGCUGCACGGAGCGUCAACGGUGUCGGUGUUGCUGGUCAGCGUGACACCUCAACUGCAGCAACCACAACCCAAGCGACUGGAUCUGGCCGAACGCCCAGGACAGACGCUGAGGAGUACGCCAUGCCUGUCUUCCCACGCCUCCCAACGCGCCCUCUCGCCUCGAGUGGCGACGCUGCCGAUAGCGGCGGGCGCAUGGCACGCACUCUGCGCAACAUCCAGAGCCUUAGCUCGCUGCGUCCAACGGCCUCUCUGCAAUCACUACGUGCCAAGUUUGGCAAGCAGCCAAGCGAGAGCGCUUCACGUCCCCGAUCCAAAUCAAAGGGCAAGAACCGUGCGACGCUCCCGACCUAUUACAGCCGCGCUCCACCGUCCACGCCAAGCAAGUACCGUGGUGGCGUGCCGGGCUCGCCGGGGCCGCAACGUUCGGUGCUCCUCCCUAAAGAGCGACCAGGUGCUUCCCGACUCCGAGGCAACGGCAACGGCAACCCCAAGUCACCCAAGCCCAAGACCGAUCUAAGAGGCAAGCUGCCCAAACCGUCCGCACGCCUGCGCCUCCGCCGGCCAAAGUCUCAUUUGCUCCGCCAUGAGGCCACGACGACGGAGGUGGAAGAGAGCGAGCGGCGGCUGCUUGAACACCUCGAGCUGCAUGGGCAGCGCCGCGAAGGUCGGCUCAAGGCGUUGCGACUGAGGGGACUGUUGUGA